GUGGCGCAAAAUCUUCAAGUCGCGGCUGCUCAGUUAUGUGGAGUCGCACGCGUACAUCUAUUACUGGUCGGUCUGCGUCUUCCAAUUCAUCAUGAUGCUGGACGCCAUACGCGAGAUGCGUAAGUAUGGCGGCGCGGAGCACGAGUUGCACGACCAGCCGCUAGCCGAGACCAACAUGCACAUGAAGCUGUUCCGCGCUCAGCGCAACUUCUACAUCUCCGGCUUUGCCCUGUUUCUCUUCCUGGUGUUGAAGCGGCUGGUGACCCUCAUCACGGCUCAGGCAAUGCUUGCUGCCUCUCACGACGCCGCCCUUAAGCAGGCCAAGAACGCAUCGGAAACCGCCGAGAAACUCAUGAAGGCAGCCAACGAGAAGAGCGAUGAGAACGAAUCGAACGAGAAGGACGAGGAGCAGAAGAAGCUCAUCUCGAAACUGAAGGAGGACCUCAACAAGGCCAGACAAGAUACGCUGAUAGCAGAGAAGGAUCGGAGUGCUAUGAAGCAGCAGGCGGCCAGCGUCUCGGCCGAGUACGAUCGACUCAUGCAGGAGCACGAGAAAACACAGCAUGAACUGCAAGCGGUUCAGGGCGCCUCGACCUCCAAGAAAGAAGAAUAAAGGACAGCAGCAUCUAACAGCACUAGGACAUGGCGAGGUCUUCGAGAUUACAACCACGAUGUUGGAGAGAUUGCGUGAGAGCAAGCACACAGGCAGCCGACUCUUGGUUGCAGAAAAGAGGAAAACCGAUCGAAAGAUGACAAAUAGUCGCCGGAAAAAUUUCCAAAUACUGCACGCUUGCAUUGUGUUGCUUUGCACAAAUGUAGCCGAAAGGCAAGUAAUAAUACAUAGAUGUACUUGGAUAUCUGUAAAGGAUAUCUCAAUCGCUGAAAUAAAACAUGUUAUGUUUCUUGGCUAAACAUAGUGACGGUGAAGGGUGGGACACAAUAGUCCAUUGCAAUUGUAAUUAUUCUGCCGGAACUGCCGAGUUGUUUACAGCAUAUCUCAUUACCUUAUUCCUACAUCAAGCUGGUCGUACCAGACAGAACUAAUCUAUAUUAAUGCUUUUGCCAUACGUAAUAAUUUUUUAUAUAUUAUAAUAGCAGUGGUGCAAAAUAAUACAGUUCUUUGAUCGCAAGCAUAAAUGUGCAUUUGCACCCUGUGGAGCAGGGACUGUGGCCGGAGUGUGCAGUUUGUGCGAAAAAUGUACGUUCGGGAAUUUAUCGUUUACUCGGGUGCAUUCUGCGAGGAAAUUGCUGUUCGCCUACGCCGUAAUACGCAGGCAGUUUGUGUUUCAGAACACUAGUGUAUCGAAACAAAUUUUGAGCCCCCAACCAUAUGAAAAUUGCAUUUCUGUCGUAAAUUGUUUGUUGUCAAGUUCGUACAGCCCAAUGGGGAAACUUGUGAAAUUCGAGUGUCGUCGUUAGGUUAGUUUACGUUACUGACGUGUUCACAUGUUUUAAUGGAAUGGUGUUUAUGUUCGAUAACAAAAUAACUUGCAAAAUCCUUAGCACCCUGAAUGAACAAAAUUAUCCAUGAUUGGCGAGCAAUCGUAUUCUAUUCACGUGAUUGAAAAAGUGUCGAUUAUUAAAUUUGAUAUUUAUA
Priapulus caudatus is the source of this 1597-nucleotide messenger RNA. Its product is annotated as B-cell receptor-associated protein 31-like. Lineage: Eukaryota; Metazoa; Priapulida; Priapulimorpha; Priapulimorphida; Priapulidae. Gene Ontology annotation, biological process: intracellular protein transport; endoplasmic reticulum to Golgi vesicle-mediated transport. Gene Ontology annotation, cellular component: endoplasmic reticulum membrane; endoplasmic reticulum. The record is from RefSeq and is a predicted model, not a curated record.